AUGACACAAGAAAUUCCUUUUCCAUCUCCUCUCGAACUCACUGUCGCUUCAGCUCUUCUCCUUCUCUCCUCCCCCGACCAACAACCAACUCCUUCUCACUCCUCUCCACAGUUCGACCCUGAUGGUGAAUUGUUGCUGAAAAGCAAGAGCUACAGCGACGAAGGAGCGGAGCAUGAACGAGAGCUUACUUCAAGUCUUGCGAAAGAGUCGCUCGAAGAUCAGCCGGAAAAUCACAGCGCCGAAGCCGCAGCCCGCCGACGGUUAAAUCAGUUUCCUCGGAAGCCCUGUCAACAGAGGCUGGAUCCAGCUUGUCAAGCAGCGCAAGCGCGAUCACAGCGCGCGAAGCCCGUGCGUGAGCGAGAGGAGGCAGAUGGUGUGGCUCGGGAGAAGCCGAAGAGGAAAACAGGUGGCUCAACUCACAUUCAGCGGCGAGCUGAUGCAAUUUUGAAGCUGCUCUCUUCUGGCGGUUGUUCCUCUGAAACGAGGAUACGUCGGUUUCUCGGUGACAGUCCUGACACCAGCAAAGCACUCAGAAUGGUUAAUGAAGAGGAUGAAGUUUUGAAGCGGGAUGAGUCAAGAGAUCUGGCACAGGAGCGUCAGCGACCUUAUAUUUACACGGUAUUUAUGGUUCCGAUAGCUGAGUAUUAG
Messenger RNA from Pistacia vera, 648 nucleotides. RefSeq lists its product as uncharacterized. The coding region runs from base 1 to 648 and encodes 215 amino acids. The record is from RefSeq and is a predicted model, not a curated record. The transcript is spliced from 6 exons. Lineage: Eukaryota; Viridiplantae; Streptophyta; Magnoliopsida; Sapindales; Anacardiaceae.